CGCCCCGCCCCGCCCGAGCCCCGCGCCCAGCGCCCCUCGCCUUGCCGCGGAGUGCUGCGCCCGGGGCGGGCCGGGCCGGGCGGGCGCGGGCGCGGUAUACUGGGCGGCAGUGGGACUCCUCCGACAGACGGACCUGCACGCGGCGACCAGCCUCGGGCUCCACGGUGGAAGAUGCACAGAGCAGACUCACCAAAACCACCAGUUGCUCCCAAGCCAAAGGUUACCACCAGCCCUUCCUCACCAGCAGCCAAGUUUCCCCCCUCACCCAGGCCCGACAGUUUCCCCAGUCCCAACUCCAUGUCCAGGGGCCCCAAACCCCCCAUCGCUCCCAAGCCCAGGCUGACUGGCUCCAGUGAGUACGGCGCUGGGGUGCACCUGAACAACAGCCUCAGCAAAUGCAGCAAUGGGAGGCUGCUCUGCAAGGACCGGGGCCUAUAUGAUGGGCACCACUCCACCCUGAACUGCUCUGAGCUGGAGACUGAUGAAGAGUACAUCGUGGUCCCCAGGGUCCCGCAGAGAGAAGAUGCUCCCGUAGAUGGGGCUACUGCGGAGCAGGGGUUUGAAGAAGACGUCCAGGAGCAUGGUACAGAGCAGAUGGGAACUGAGGGGAACCUGGCAGCUCCAGAUGAAGAGGCACCCAGCAGAGACAGUGAGGAAGGCAUGGGGCACACUCUGGAAGGCGAAGAAGACUGUGAUCAUGAUCCAGAGACAGAUGGGACCCCAACAGCUCCAGAUCAAGGGGCACCAAACAGAGACAGUGAAAGAGGUGAAGGGGAUUGCAGCCAGGGCCCAGACAUGGAGGAGCAGCCCAUGAGUGAAGAAGAGGAUAAGGAGGAAGAGGAGGAAGAUAAGGAGGUGGAGGAAGAGGAGGAGGAGGACGAAGAGGAGGUGAAAGAGCAGGUGUACAACCUUGAUGACAGGGCAUGCUGGGAUGGAGAGGAUCCCUUCCACAGAGAGAUCGUUCUCACACCUGUGAGCGUUGAGUCCUCUGACAUUCCCUGUUGCGAGACAGGGCCCCCUGAGACUCCUGGGGAAGUAGAAGAGGGUAGUGAAGAUGGCUGCAACAAUACAGAACCUGGGGUGCCCAAUCCGGAUACUGGUCAGAGCACAGAGGAUGCCAGCAUGGGGUUCCCUGAGAAUGAGGAGGUGUCCCUAGAUGUCCAGGAGCAAGAGGCAGCAACUGACAGCCCUGAGGCCUUUGAGGAGGACUGUGAAGAUGCUGCAGAAGGUGGGGACCAGGUAGAGCAGGAGGAGCCACCCAAUUGUGACGAGGAAGCCGAGGAAACCGAGGAAGCGGAGGAAGCCUGUAACAGGGAAACAGCCACCAUGGAGGUGGGAGGGGACCCUGGAGAGGAUGGAGACCCUGUGCAGGAGGACCCUGCCGAGGAGAACUGUCAGAUCAUUCCCUUCGAGAGCGACAGCGUGGAGGAGGAUUUCGCACCCACGCUCACAGAAAGUCCCUAUGAGCUCUUCCCAACCGAGAGCACCUCCUUCUGCAAUAACAGCUAUUCCCUUGACCAGACAGCCAAGGGGCAGGAGCCAGGGUGUGAGAUCUGCCCAGAGCAGGUUCCCAGCACUGGCCCUUCACCUAGCCAGCAUGAUUUCCUGCAGGAUGGAGCCGGAGAGGGGCCCCUUGUUCCUGAUGUGGUAGUCGUGCCAGAGGAUGAGGACGCCACAGAUGAUGCACUCAGCAGCCCCUACGUGAUGGGAGUUGGCUUGCUGAGUCUCGGAGAGGGAGCACAGUCAGAUGCCCAGGCUGCAUCAGGCCCUCUGAGUGGGUACAGUACAUGGGAGGAAGGGGACUCUGAGGGGGGCCUGGUCCCAGUGGACAGGAAGAAUAUGGCCGCAAGGGCCCGCCCCCACUCUGGGAAGGUGGUUGGUCAUGUUCCAGAAACUGUUCUAGAGGAAACAGGACCAGAAGCCUGUUCAUCAGCCAGGGGCAUCAGAGAUGCCAGCGAGGAGGUGAGAAAGAUGGGUAUGUUGCCAGAGGGGAAGCCCCCUGAGUCUGGCCGGGCCUUGCCGGCCAAGCCCAGAGCAUUCACUCUGUACCCGAGGUCCUUCUCUAUAGAAGGCCGGGAGAGUCCGCUGUCCAUGUUCCGGGAGCCAGAGGGAGCCGGGCUGGACAUCCACCGUUUGAGGAGGAAAGAAGACAACCUGUCUCUGCCAGGCGCCAUUGGCUCCUCUGGUAGCUUCUCACAGCGCAGCCACCUACCGUCCAGUGGUACCUCCACGCCAUCCUCCGUGGUUGACAUCCCACCCCCUUUCGACCUGGCCUGCAUCACGAAGAAACCCAUCACCAAGAGCUCGCCCUCACUCCUGAUAGAUGGAGACACCCUGGAAAAGGCCUCCAAGAAGAAGAAAUCCUCCUUCAAGCGCUUCCUGGAGCUGACGUUCAGGAAGAAGACAGAGAGCAAAGCGCACGUGGACAUGAGCCUGUCGUCUUCCAGGUCCUCCUCCGAGUCCAGCUACCAUGGUCCAGCCAGGGUCCUGGAGCUGGACCGCAGGAGCCUCAGCAACUCACCCCAGCUCAAGUGUCGCACUGGAAAGCUCCGGGCCUCCGACUCACCGGCCGCUCUCAUCUUCUACAGGGAUGGCAAGAGGAAAGGUGUCCCCUUCAGCAGGACGGUGUCCAGGGUAGAGUCCUUUGAAGACCGCUCGAGGCCGCCCUUUCUUCCUCUGCCGCUCACCAAGCCAAGGUCCAUUUCAUUCCCCAACGCCGACACUUCGGACUAUGAGAACAUCCCAGCCAUGAACUCGGAUUACGAGAACAUCCAGAUCCCACCCCGCAGGCCGGCGCGGGCCGGCACCUUCACAAAGCUGUUUGAAGAACAGAGUAGAGCCCUGUCCACCGCGAAUGAAAACGAUGGCUAUGUGGACAUGAGCAGCUUCAAUGCCUUUGAGAGCAAGCAGCAGGGUUCAGAGCAGGAAGCUGAGAGCGCCUACACUGAGCCCUACAAGGUCUGUCCCGUCUCAGCGGCCCCCAGAGAAGACCUCACAUCAGACGAAGAACAGGGGAGCUCAGAGGAAGAGGACAGUGCUUCAAGAGACCCCAGCCUUACACACAAGGUUGAGGGACAGUCCAGAGCCCUUGUCAUCGCCCAGGAGCUGCUGUCCUCAGAGAAGGCAUAUGUUCAGAUGCUGCAGCACUUAAGCCUGGAUUUCCAUGGAGCCGUCCUGAGGGCCUUGGAGAACAUAGAGCAAGAGGGCAGAGAGCCACUGGCCCAGGAGGAGCUGCGGCAGGGCCUGCGGGAGCUCCCAGCUAUCUGUGACCUUCACCAGGGCAUCCUGGAGAACCUGGAGCAGAGGCUGGGGGAUUGCAGUGGGGAGGGCCAGCAGCAGGUGGCCGACAUCUUCCUGGCCCGUGAGCAGGAGUUUGAACAUCACGCUGCAUUCAUCCUGCAGUUUGACAGGUGCCUGGGGCUGCUCGCUCAGAGCUGCCUGCUAUCACCCCGGCUGGCCACCACCGUCCGGGAAUUUGAGCAGCAGAGCUCGCAAGGGGGCGGCCAGAGCAUGAAGCAUCGCAUGCUGCGUGUAGUUCAGCGCCUCUUCCAGUACCAAGUGUUGCUCACUGACUAUUUAAACAACCUGUGCCCAGACUCAGCGGAGUAUGACAACACUCAGAGUGCUCUGACUCUCAUCUCCAAAGUGACAGACCGUGCCAAUGAAAGCAUGGAGCAAGGGGAAAACCUGCAGAAGCUGGUCCAUAUUGAGUACAGUGUGCGGGGCCAAGGGGACCUCCUCCAGCCAGGAAGGGAGUUCCUGAAGGAAGGAACACUGAUGAGAGUGAGAGGGAAAAGCCGACACCCUCGGCACCUGUUCCUGAUGAAUGACACGCUCCUAUACACACAUCCUCAGAAGGAUGGGAAGUACCGUCUGAAGAGCUCGUGGCCAGUGGCCAAUAUGAAGGUCAGCCGCCCUGUGAUGGACAAAGUGCCCUAUGCUCUCAAGAUCGAAACUCCUGAGUCCUGCCUGACGUUGUCUGCAAGCUCCUGCGCUGAGAGAGACGAGUGGCAUUACUGUCUGACCAGAGCCCUCCCGGAGGACUACAAGACCCAGGCGCUGGCUGCCUUCCACCACAGCGUGGAGAUCCGGGAGAGGCUGGGGAUCAGCCUCGGGGAGAGGCUCCCCACCCUGGUGCCUGUCACACAUGCUAUGAUGUGCAUGAACUGCGGCUGUGACUUCUCGCUCACCGUGAGGCGCCACCACUGCCAUGCCUGUGGCAAGAUUGUGUGCCGGAACUGCUCUCGAAACAAGUACCCACUGAAGUGCCUCAAGAACCGGAUGGCCAAGGUCUGUGAUGGCUGCUUCCGGGAACUGAAGCUGAGGAACGGGCCUGUCCCAGGCCCCAUGAGAGAGCGCCCGGUCAGCAUGAGCUUCCCACUGUCCUCAUCCCGCUUUUCCACGGGCAGCACCUUCUCCUCCGUCUUCCACAGCAUUAGCCCUUCAACUUUCAAGAAGCAGAAGAAAGUCCCUUCAGCCCUGACUGAGGUGGCGGCGUCGGGAGAGGGCUCUGCCAUCAGCGGCUACUUGAGCCGCUGUAAGAGUGGCAAGCGGCGCUGGAAGAAACUCUGGCUUGUCAUCAAGGGCAAAGUGCUCUACACCUACCUGGCCAGUGAGGACAAAGUGGCCAUGGAGAGCAUACCUCUGCUGGGUUUUACUAUUGCCCCAGAAAAGGAGGAGGGCAGCAGUGAAGCAGGACCUGUUUUUCAUCUUUACCACAAGAAAACCCUGUUUUAUAGCUUCAAAGCAGAGGAUAGCAGUUCUGCUCAGAGGUGGAUGGAGGCCAUGGAAGAUGCCAGUGUGUUAUAGCAGUCACCAGGCACAUGGACUUAGAACAAACUCCUACAUUAAUGUGUGAACCCUUCCAGAAGCUACUCUGGGUCUCUGCUCAUCUGGAUGCACGUGUGGGUUCUGCGUGAGGCUUGACCUUUCCCCUCACAGGUGGAACCCUAAGGGAUAUUUAUGGACCUUUUUUUUUCUGCCUUCAUGUUUCCCAGCCCCAUUAUAAACUGUACCCUUAUCUAAAAGUGAGUUAAAAAUUAGUACCUUGAAGACAUGAAAACCAAGAGAAAAGGACAUUUAGCAACAUGUGCUUUUUUAGUAGAAACUGGCUUUUUCUGGUUUUACUUCUAGUGAAUAGGACCACUUUCCACUUUCUGUGAUGUGCAUAUGGGCCUCAGAUAAUGUGGGAAAGUAACAGCCAGGCAUCCUGCUGAGCUGCCGCCUCCAGCGCUGUCUCCCUAGGGCUGGACCAGGAGUUGCUGCAGACAGGGCCAGGACUCAAUUGCUGUGGAAAGCGGCUCCUGCGGCCUUGCUGUGGCUUGCCAGGCUAAGGAGGAAGGGGAGAGUCCUCCUUUCCUAUGAAAGGAAGGCUGCCAUAACUUAACAAGAGCGUGGUAGUGGCUCCCUCCCUCCCUCCCAGAAUCCUCAGCACCUCACCAGGGCUGCCCACUGUGGCAGCACAGAUCCCUCAAACAUGGGAGGUCUGCAACUGCUUUAAGUUUCUGUGUGCCAUCCUGUGCCCACACUGUGCACACGGACCAUGAUGUUGAUGGAGGUUUGUCCUCUCCGGAACACAUAUCCUCAGGCUGUGUCGUCCGCACCGAGCUUCCUUUUUGAGAGAGGUCAAGAAAAAAGAGAGAAGGACAGUCAUCAGAGAGUGGUCUGGGCAGAUGGCUUGGCCAGCACAGAGGCACUGGGUGGCUGGAAGACACUUUGAACACCUAAGCUGAGCCACUUCCGAGCUGCACACCUCCCUCCGGGCACCUGAGGCAGAGCCACCUCCUGCUGGACAGUUCUUUAUACUGGGUGGAUUUUACAAAAUGCAGAAGGAACAGGAUUCCUCCCCAUUCUCACUGCAAUUGAAAAAAAAAAUAUUGCCAUCAUUGCAUUGCUUUGUCCCCUACAAAAAAAGGAUUUUUGUAAAAAGCACCAUCUCAAGGACUUAAUUACAGUAAAUAUGUUCAGGGAUUUCUUUUUCUAGUUUGCAAUUCUUUUUAAAUGUUUUGCAGUCAUUGUAUAGUUAAUAAUUCAAGUCGGAUGGACAGACAAGUGUUCCUGUUAACUUCUGAGGGUGUCACCACCCUAGGUUCCUUUCCAGAGUCGCACACAUGUGACUGGACCACCAAGACCCAUGAACCUUUACAGAGUGGAGCAGGACUCGAGUACAGUAGUCCCCUUUGCUUCCAUUUCAUUUUCUGUGAUUUCAAUUGCCGGAGGUCAACUGUGGACUGAAAAUAUUAAACGGAAAAUUCCAGCAAUAAAAGUGCAUGAGUUUCCAAUCACUUUUA
Meriones unguiculatus (Mongolian gerbil) is the source of this 6290-nucleotide messenger RNA. RefSeq names its product FYVE, RhoGEF and PH domain containing 5 (gene Fgd5). The transcript has 21 exons. Gene Ontology annotation, molecular function: guanyl-nucleotide exchange factor activity; metal ion binding. Gene Ontology annotation, cellular component: cytoplasm. The record is from RefSeq and is a predicted model, not a curated record. Lineage: Eukaryota; Metazoa; Chordata; Mammalia; Rodentia; Muridae. Bases 172 to 4809 code for a protein of 1545 amino acids.